AUGGCUGGCAAGGUUUGGCAACGAUCAUUCCCCGCUGGCACCGGCCUCGAAAAGGCCCUCAGCGCAGCCCGAGACUCUGCCCCUGCGGCUCCCAUCCAGAGCCCCCCUGGCGGCAGCACACCAGAGGAGCUUCAAGCGCUGGUAGAUGCAGACGUCGGCGCCGAGGGCUUCACCCUCUCGUCCUUCACGGCCGAAGACGCCGUCGAGCUCGGCAACCUCCUCUACGCGCGCCUCCUGCCCUUUGCCCGCCAGGGCCGCGCGACGCUCAUCUCCAUCAGCAACGGCGCCGGAUCCCAGACGCUCUACCAGGUCGCCACGGGCGCGGGCGUGACGCCGGACAACGAGAGCUGGGUGCGCCGCAAGCGCGCCGCCGUGCUGCGCUUCGGAGUCAGCUCGUGGUACCUGGGGCAAAAGUACGCCGGCAACGAGGCUGCGUUUGCGGCCAAGUUUGGCCUGGGGCCGAGCGAGGCUGGAGAGUAUGCGAUUCAUGGCGGCGCGGUGCCGAUUCGGGUCCAGGGCGUGGCCGGAGUGGUGGCCGUGGUUGUUGUGAGCGGGUUGAAGCAGUUUGAAGACCAUGGGGUCAUUGCUGAGGUGAUUCGGGAGAAUUGGCAGUAA
Messenger RNA from Trichoderma reesei QM6a, 615 nucleotides. RefSeq lists its product as uncharacterized. Lineage: Eukaryota; Fungi; Ascomycota; Sordariomycetes; Hypocreales; Hypocreaceae. The record is from RefSeq and is a predicted model, not a curated record. The coding region runs from base 1 to 615 and encodes 204 amino acids. Gene Ontology annotation, cellular component: TRC complex. Gene Ontology annotation, biological process: post-translational protein targeting to endoplasmic reticulum membrane. The transcript is spliced from 2 exons.